GGGGCACCUUACACCCCCCCCCCCCGCAUUUUCUGGAAAUGGCAAGGGGCAGUGUGUUGUAUACCCUGGCCACACACACCAGUGGAAGGGGGAAUGUUAUGGCAGAUCUGGUGUUGGGGGACUUGAUUGCCCACUCUGGCCAAGGACAGAGGGGUGCUGGGAUCUGUGAAGGGUCUCGGGGUAUGAGGGCCACAGCUGCCUGGCCUCUGCUCCUGCCUCUACCUCAUCCCCAGCUGAGCCCUGCAGCCUGGCCCCAGGCCAGCAGCAGGCUCAGCAGGUCCCAGGGGCGUGGUAGCAGCCAGCGGUGGAGCCAGCCUAUAUCGGCAAGGCAGUCAGAGAGGCAGCAUAGUCCAUCGGGAACAGCUGAGCUCACUGCAGUCAGUGCCUGGAGAGGAAGCAUGGCCAUGAGCCCUCUGCUGUACUACGCCUUGCCUGCCCUGGGCAGCUAUGUUGUGAUCUCCAUGUACUUCCUGCGCCGGCCUCACCUGCUGCACACACCCUGGGUCCCAGCCUUCUUUCCCCGCCUAGGGGCCCACCGGGGAGGAUCUGGAGAGCGGCUGGAGAACACCAUGGAGGCCAUGGAGAACUCCGUGGCCCAGCGAGCAGACCUCCUGGAGCUCGACUGCCAGCUGACACGGGAUGGCGUAGUGGUGGUAUCACAUGAUAAGAACCUGUCCCGCCAGUCAGGUGUAAAUAGGGAUGUGGGCAGCCUGGACUUUGAGGAGCUGCCCCUCUACAAGGAAGAGCUGGAAGUGUACUUCUCACCAGGCCACUUUGCACAUGGGUCAGACCGGCAUAUGACACGUCUGGAGGACGUGUUCCAGAGGUUCCCUCGGAUGCCCAUGAGCUUGGAGGUCAAAGGGGAAAAUGUAGAGCUCAUUCACAAGAUAGCAGGCCUGGUGAGGCGAUUUGACCGCUGUGAAAUCACCAUCUGGGCCUCGGAGAAGAGUUCAAUUAUGAAGAAGUGCAGGGCUGCCAACCCCGAGAUGCCGUUCUCCUUCACAAUAAGCCGAGGAUUCCGGUUGCUGCUGCUCUAUUACCUGGGGCUGCUGCCCUUCAUCCCAAUCCCUGAGAGGUUCCUCAUCUGCUUCUUGCCUACCAUCAUCAACAGGACCUACUUCCCAUUUUCCUCCCCUGGGCUGAACCAGCUGGCUGCCGUGCUUUCCAAAUGGUUCAUCAUGAGGAAAAGUCUGAUCCAACACCUGGAGCAGCGAGGGGUGCAGCUCUUGGAGGUUGGACCGUCACUCUCAUUUGUCACAUUAAGAAAGCAAGAGGUCCAGUGACUUGCCCAGGGUACAAAUACUACGACUGCCUGCCUCACUACCCACAAGAGGGGACUCAGGAGGCAGGAAGAUGCAGAGCCGCGGCAGAUGCGGGCAGGCUGGGCGGCACUGAUCACUGGUAAACCUUCCGCAACUGGCUCUCCGGAAAAAAACACAGCACCCUAAUUUGACCAUUGGAUAAUUUUCCUGCUGUAUAUAUUCCCACAGUGGCCAAUUUCAGGCUGCCAACAUGAGGUCACUGAACACAGAGUUGAGAAGCACACCAUUAUAUAGUAUUUCUAUCUUAUACAUUCAACAGACAUAACCUCCAGAGCACAGGUAAUUGUAAAAUGUAGUAAAAUAAUUAGGAAGUGAUGAGUUUUGGGGAUCUAUUACCUUUGUUUUUAAUAUAAUUUAUUGACUUGUAGAUUUAUAUAAUUUAGUAUUUAAUAAUGGCUGUUUUUAAUAACCAGUUUACAAAAUUCCUGAAAACUUAGCAAUUUACUUCAGCAUACCACUGCUGGGGGCUCUCCACAGAGGAGAACUCCCACCAUCUGGAUGUAAGGGGGAGUUCCAGGUAAAGUUGUGUGGAAACUACAAGCCCAUCCCUCCCCACUCAGGUGAUAUUUUGGUGCCUUAAUGAAGAGUCAGAUUUUGAAGUGGCCUUCAGCUUGGGGGCCACUGGCGUCAUGACCGAUUACCCCACAGCCUUGAGGCGCUACCUGGACAACCAACGAGCAGCUGCCAGGGCCUCCUAAGCCUG
Messenger RNA from Equus caballus (horse), 2025 nucleotides. The record is from RefSeq and is a predicted model, not a curated record. NCBI's taxonomy places the organism in Eukaryota, Metazoa, Chordata, Mammalia, Perissodactyla, Equidae.